UCAAUUUCUCUCUCCCCAAAUCUCGAAUCCAAUCGAAUCUCUUUCUGGGUUUGAUCAGUACUAUUUUGCAGAUACGAUGAAGGCGGAGAUUGAGUGUCUUCUUCCCGUGGACAUCCUUGCCCAUAUCUUCUUUCUUCUAACAAGUUUCAAAGAUUUGGCUCAGGCCAGCGCCGUCUGCCGGAGAUGGAAGCGGGCGGUGGAGCAAUCGCUGGCGAGUAGAGAGGCUUUGAGUUUUUCUUGUUGUAAAAUGGACGACGAUUCUACUGCCCGCCUCCUUCUCCGGGCAUACAAUCUAAGGGACCUAGACAUCUCAAGAAGUCGUUGGGGUUGCCAAAUAAGUGAUAAUGGUCUAAAGAUGAUAUCUUCAGCAAAAUGUGUGGCUAACCUCAUUUCUAUUUCCCUUUGGGGUAUGACAGGAAUCACUGAUCAAGGUGUUAUUCAACUGAUCUCGAAAGCUACUUCCUUGCAACGCCUUAAUGUUGGCGGUACAUUUAUAACCGAUGAAUCUCUUCUUGUCAUAGCAAAUAACUGCCCACAUUUGAAGUUCAUCGGAUUGUGGAGUUGUCGCCAUGUGAGUGAGAAUGGACUUCUUACUAUCGUUCGUAAAUGUCGUAAGCUCGAGACAAUUGACGUUUGGGGUACAAGGAUUCCUUUGGAAGGGUUUGUUGGUUUGCUUGCAAUUAGUCCUGCCCUUCAAAUUAAACGGAAAGGGUUGUUCUUGCCGCCUAAUAUUCCAUCUGUUUGGCCCGUGGUCCUCUGAUUUGGUAAAAAAAUAAAAAUUACUUGUACUUCAAAUAAGUUGAUUUAAUCAAAUUUAUUUAAUACAACCAUGAAAUU
This is a messenger RNA of Impatiens glandulifera, 837 nucleotides long. RefSeq names its product F-box protein At5g67140-like. The transcript is spliced from 5 exons. Gene Ontology annotation, biological process: SCF-dependent proteasomal ubiquitin-dependent protein catabolic process. The record is from RefSeq and is a predicted model, not a curated record. NCBI's taxonomy places the organism in Eukaryota, Viridiplantae, Streptophyta, Magnoliopsida, Ericales, Balsaminaceae. Gene Ontology annotation, cellular component: SCF ubiquitin ligase complex. The coding region runs from base 77 to 760 and encodes 227 amino acids. Gene Ontology annotation, molecular function: protein binding.